This is a messenger RNA of Closterium sp. Naga37s-1, 188 nucleotides long. The record is from the annotation of a GenBank genome assembly. Lineage: Eukaryota; Viridiplantae; Streptophyta; Zygnematophyceae; Desmidiales; Closteriaceae.
GUCGGCGCACUGGCAAGGCAGCAGCAGUGCAGCAGGCGAGGGACGGAAAGGCAGGGAGAGGGGGGAAGGUGGAGGAGAAGAGUGAGGAGGACCUAGUCACAAGGAAGCAGCAGCUGCUGGAGCAAGCCGUUCAGGAGCUGCGAGCCAAGUUUGGGCGGGAGGCAGUGAUGGUUCUGGGCGGCACUGAG